This is a messenger RNA of Echinococcus granulosus, 564 nucleotides long. RefSeq lists its product as hypothetical. Bases 1 to 564 code for a protein of 187 amino acids. NCBI's taxonomy places the organism in Eukaryota, Metazoa, Platyhelminthes, Cestoda, Cyclophyllidea, Taeniidae. The record is from RefSeq and is a predicted model, not a curated record. The transcript has 4 exons.
AUGUCUCAACAACUACAAAUUGCACCGUUGCAGGCGUUUAUAAAUGUUGUUACUUUGGGAUUCCUGGCCACUGUAGUUGGCAUCAAAGGCCUCCUAGAGGUGCGAACGGAUGCACACGUGUGGAGCAGCAGUGUUGACAUGCGCUUUGAUCUGCGCUGCUCUGUCAUCCCAACCGCCGCCACCGCCAACGCAACCACCACCACCGCUGCUGCUGCCAAUACCGCCACGGCUGGGAGUGCUUUAACCAGCACGCCAAGAAUUAAUUCUCAGGAGCGCCAGACAUCACCUAGUCAACAGGAGGGGAGUUGGUCGCAACGCCUGUCAGACCAAUGGAAUUUAGACAAUGUGCGUCCCACACCGGCAGCAUUAGACCUGUCCUUCAAGGCUUUCUCUGCCACUAAAAGAGCCGUCUCGAGUGUCCUUCUUGCCUCACCAAUUCAACUGAAAGCUACACUGUUCGACCCCACAGUCACCUAUACCACAUUUGUGGUCGAGUCCUGUUAUGCAACUUCGGUGGCUACAACUUCGGAGGUAAUGCACGUGGAAAUUAUUAACCGUGGGUAA